CAGCCCAAAUAGCCAUAAAAUACAAAUCGAAUAAAGAAGAAGGUAGGCCCAUCCAAAAUCUGGUUUAUAGCUUCUGCUAUUGUAUUUCAGAGAUCUUAUCUUCCAGUUGUAUGGCGAGUAAAGAGGAUCAGAGCGUGAAUGGCAAUGCAAACCUCAUACCUCAUCUUCACGUACGGAACGCUCAAGCGCGGCUUCCCAAACCACGCUAUAAUGGCGAACCUAAUCCGAUCCGGCGACGUCACGUUCCGCGGCGAGUACACCACCGUCGACGCCUACCCGCUCGUCUGCGGACCCUACGGGAUCCCGUACCUGAUAAAUCUUCCCGGAUCGGGCGUCCGGAUCAAGGGCGAGCUCUACGCGGUGACGGAUAGCGGCAUCGUCCCCAUGGACGACCUGGAAGGGGUCGAGGCUGGCCAUUACGAGAGGCUCCCGCUGAAACUCACGGCCGGCGACGGCGGUGGCCCCGAGGGCACGGUGGCGGCGGAGGCGUACUUUGCGCACAGGAGCUUCGGCGAGGAGCUGUGGAAGAGGUGCGGAGGAGUCGGGAUCGGAGAUUUCACGACGGAAAUGUCGAGCAAGUACCAAAUAAAGGAAGAGAGACCUCAGGAUUUCAAUUUUCUGAAAGAUCUCGAGCUUUUCAUUUCUGGUGUUGAAUAAAACACUUUUUCAAUUCUCUCAUUUCCAUUUGAUAUGACUACUGUAUGAACAAUGUACACAGAGUAUUCAAUCAAUAUCAAUCCUCAUUUGUAACUGUUUACACUCCCGGAUGUGGGUUCGAGGCUCGGUGAAGCAACUGUUGACUCUUUAUGCUUCAGUAGGUUGAGAAAGUAACUAUGAAUGCUAGCAACCAACUAUUUUGUGUAAUAGCAUAUUUACUUAUUUGAAGAAUCCAUAACACUUUAUAAUUCAA
Messenger RNA from Ipomoea triloba (trilobed morning glory), 910 nucleotides. RefSeq names its product putative gamma-glutamylcyclotransferase At3g02910. The record is from RefSeq and is a predicted model, not a curated record. Lineage: Eukaryota; Viridiplantae; Streptophyta; Magnoliopsida; Solanales; Convolvulaceae. Bases 139 to 657 code for a protein of 172 amino acids. The transcript has a single exon. Gene Ontology annotation, molecular function: gamma-glutamylaminecyclotransferase activity.